UUUCCUUUCUCUCUCCCACCUUUUACUCCUUUCUCUCUUUUUCUAUUGUAUUUUCAUACAUUUUUCCCUUUUCUACCAAAAUGCUGCAGCAGCUUCCCCCCAAAAAGGGGGUUCUGAGAGGCAGAAGGAGGCUAAAAGGAAGAGGAAGUGGAUGCAUGGCCCCUUUGCCCACUUUAGCUCGCCACUGUACCCUGAAGUCUCAUCCUUACCCCCUUUAGACUUACUUACUCCCUACAUCCCCCUUACACCAAAGCCUACCAGCCACACUCUCCUUCCUCUGAGCGCCACGUUUUAUGCAGUUUCUUUCUACUUUUGAUUUUUUUUUUAAUUACUGGGGUGGGGGAAUCCUGGCUUAGUGAUGAGGACUCACUCCAUGGAGGGUCAAAGCAGGAUUUCCUGCAGGAUUUCUGGGGAUUCCCCCCCUGAGCUGGGAAGGGGCUCUUCCCAUGGAGAAAUCGGGGUGUAAUUUUAGAAGGGGGAAGAUACAAACGAUAAAAUCGGAUCGAAAAUAGAGGGAUUUCUCCAGCCCUGGCUCUAGCCACAGCACAGUAAAGUUAGCUGGAGCUUAGAGAUUUCCUAGCAGUGUAGCCCCUCUUUCCUGGGCCCCAAGGCCCUGCUAAUGCAUAUUCACCCUUCUCUCACCUCCAAAUCAGUUCCCUAACAUAUAUAUUUUUAAAAGAAAUCCAAGUCUUACUUUCAAAGCACACACUUAGUCUCAACUAGGGAAUCAACAGAAGCAGAAGCGAUUUUUUUCCCCCUUCUUGACAUCUGGCUUGCGAUUGGCUGGAAGGGGGUCAGCUGACUUUGUCAUUUUGUCUGUCCUGGAUUGGAGCCGUCCCUAUAACCAUCUAGUUCCGAGUACAAACUGGAGACAGAAAUAAAUAUUAAAGAAAUCAUAGCCCGACCAGGUAAAGGCAAAGGGAUGAAUUCCUACUUCACUAACCCUUCCUUAUCCUGCCACCUCGCCGGGGGCCAGGACGUCCUCCCCAACGUCGCCCUCAAUUCCACCGCCUAUGAUCCAGUGAGGCAUUUCUCGACCUAUGGAGCAGCCGUUGCCCAGAACCGGAUCUACUCGACUCCCUUUUAUUCGCCACAGGAGAAUGUCGUGUUCAGUUCCAGCCGGGGGCCGUAUGACUAUGGAUCUAAUUCCUUUUACCAGGAGAAAGACAUGCUCUCAAACUGCAGACAAAACACCUUAGGACAUAACACACAGACCUCAAUCGCUCAGGAUUUUAGUUCUGAGCAGGGCAGGACUGCGCCCCAGGACCAGAAAGCCAGUAUCCAGAUUUACCCCUGGAUGCAGCGAAUGAAUUCGCACAGUGGGGUCGGCUAUGGAGCGGACCGGAGGCGCGGUCGCCAGAUCUACUCGCGGUACCAGACCCUGGAACUGGAGAAGGAAUUUCACUUCAAUCGCUACCUAACGCGGCGCCGGCGCAUCGAGAUCGCCAACGCGCUCUGCCUGACCGAGCGACAGAUCAAAAUCUGGUUCCAGAACCGCCGGAUGAAGUGGAAAAAAGAAUCUAAUCUCACGUCCACGCUCUCAGGGGGCGGCGGAGGGGCCGCGGCCGACAGCCUGGGCGGAAAAGAGGAAAAGCGGGAAGAGACAGAGGAGGAGAAGCAGAAAGAGUGACCAGAACUGUCCCUGCCACCCCUCUCUCUCCUUCUCCCUUGCUCCCCCCCAAUUCCCUCCUAAUCACACCCUCUAUAUUUAUCACUGGCACAAUUGAUGCGUUUUGACUCCCUAAAACAAAAUUAGGGAGUCAAAUAUGGACCUGAAAGUCAACUCUGGACCCCUCCCUCACCGCACAAACUCUCUUUCACCACGCGCCUCCUCCUCCUGCUCCCUCGCUAGCUCCUUUCUCGGCUCCUCUGCAGGCCCCUUCCCCCGCCCAGGCCUUGGGGGCUCCGUCCCUGAACCUCGCUUCAGCUCCACAGAUCUCCUUACAAAUGAAGACUUGGCCUCCCACCCCCUCGGCGCCCCCACCCCCGCCCCUGCGCGGAGAGCUGGCUCCCGGGGCCGGGGCCUCCGCUCCGGGGCCUCAGGGCCCGGCCUGGCAGCCGGGGAGGGCGGGAGGCCCAAGGAGAGCGCGUCGUGGCCCCACAGCAACCCCCAGGGCCUCCCCACAGCCCCUGCCCGGCCCCUCUGCCCCAGCAAAUGCCCAGCCCAGGCAAAUUGUAUUUAAAGAAUCCUGGGGGUCAUUAUGGCAUAUUACAAACUGUGACCGUUUCUGUGUGAAUAUUUUUAGCUGUAUUUGUGGUCUCUGUAUUUAUAUUUAUGUUUAGCACCGUCCGUGUUUCAAUCCCAUCUUAAAAGGGGAAAAAAAAGAGGGAAAAUUACAAAAAGAGAGAAAAAAAAAGUGAAUGACGUUUGUUUAGCCAGUAGGAGAAAACAAAAUAAAUUAAAAAAAAAUCCCCCUCGUGUUACCCUCCUGUAUAAAUCCGACCUCUGGAUCCGUUCUCGAAUAUUUAAUAAAACUGAUAUUAUUUUUAAAAGUUUAUAUUGGGAUUUCUGUUAAUUCGCUCGCCCGCCGGCCUGAGGUGAAAGUUGGAGCAGGCUCCGAGCGCUCCCGCGUCCGCCCGCCGCCUGCAAGCCCCCAGCCCCCUGCGCUCGCCUUUCCCGGGAGCUGGGCGCAGAGCCGGGGCCUCCCCGCUCUCCUGGUGGACGUGCUGGGGGAGCUGGGAGGCCUCUCUGGGCUUCCCAGCGGAGCAACACACUCACCCCGC
Messenger RNA from Panthera uncia (snow leopard), 2724 nucleotides. It is a transcript of the gene HOXC6, whose product is annotated as homeobox C6. Gene Ontology annotation, biological process: anterior/posterior pattern specification; regulation of transcription by RNA polymerase II. Gene Ontology annotation, molecular function: DNA-binding transcription factor activity, RNA polymerase II-specific; RNA polymerase II cis-regulatory region sequence-specific DNA binding. The transcript has 2 exons. Gene Ontology annotation, cellular component: nucleus. Lineage: Eukaryota; Metazoa; Chordata; Mammalia; Carnivora; Felidae. The coding region runs from base 923 to 1630 and encodes 235 amino acids. The record is from RefSeq and is a predicted model, not a curated record.